Molecule: messenger RNA, 1523 nt
Organism: Lycium ferocissimum
Lineage: Eukaryota; Viridiplantae; Streptophyta; Magnoliopsida; Solanales; Solanaceae
Product: long-chain-alcohol O-fatty-acyltransferase-like
Exons: 1
Coding region: 157-1410 (417 amino acids)
Biological process (GO): lipid metabolic process
Source: RefSeq, a predicted model, not a curated record
AUUUGACAAAUCUUUCAGCAUCCAAUUCCUUUUCUCGUUUUUGCCCUUUAGUAGAGUAUAUGUCUGAGAGCUUGGUUUGACUUUCCUUAAACGGUGGAUUCUCAAAAAGGGCCUUUAGCACUAGAGAGAGAGAAAGCAGAUCAGAGCAUCGGCAUCAUGGAUAUACCUGUCGAGAUCCAAAAUUUCAUCCGGGUAUGGUUUGCAGCUAUUGGAGCUUUAUGCUUUUGUUACUACUUCCUAACCCGUAUUCCUAGCGGCAUCUUUAGGCUUUUUUUUGUUCUUCCAAUCGUCUAUUUCUUCCUUAUUCUCCCUCUCGACCUCUCUUCCUUCCAUCUUGGUGCUCCCACAAUUUUCUACCUCGUUUGGCUCGCCAAUUUUAAGCUCCUACUUUUUUGUUUCGAUCAAGGACCUUUAUCCUCUUACUCUUCUCUCCCUCUUCUUCAUUUCCUCUCCAUCGCCCUUCUCCCCGUCAGAGCCAAACACGUCACUAGAGUAGACGACAACAACAGACGAGAUAGAGAAGUUGUUUCUGAUAAACACGUCAUUAGAGACAACAACAACAAACCCAUUGUAAUCCCACAAGUGAAAUCUGAACCUAUCGUGACAGGUACAAAGAUUGUUUCUGAUAGACCAUUGGUUCAAGAAAAAGCAUUUAAAAGAAAAUACAUAUCGGAAGGUAAAGAGUUUGUUUCUAAUAAAGACGCCACUAGAGAUGGAUCCAAAAUUUCAACUCAUUCGUGUUUGAUAUGGGUCAAAUUAAUCCUUUUGGGAGCUAUUAUAUGGGCCUACAAUUACAGGGAGCUUUUACACUCAAAUGUGAUUUUGGUUCUUUAUUGCCUCCAUGUUUACUUAGCAGUAGAAUUGAUCCUUGGCCUCACAGUUGUUCCAGCAAGAGCUCUACUAGGACUAGAAAUUGAGACCCAAUUCAACGACCCAUAUCUCGCCACGUCACUUCAGGACUUUUGGGGCCGUAGAUGGAACUUAAUGGUACCGGGUAUUUUACGCCCGUCGGUUUAUUUUCCGGUUCGGGCUAUUUCAACCCGUGUUUUAGGGAAGGAAUUGGCGAAAUUGCCGGCUAUUUUUGCAACAUUUUUGGUGUCUGGCUUAAUGCAUGAGUUAAUUUAUUAUUACCUCUCUCGUGCGAGACCUACUUGGGAAGUGACAUGGUUCUUUGUGUUACAUGGGAUUUGUGUGUGUGUUGAGGUUACAUUGAAGAAAGUUUUGGGUGGUGGAUGGCAGAUUAAUAGAGUGGUUUCUGGAGUUUUAACGUUGGGGUUUGUUGCUUGGACUGGUGAUUGGCUAUUUUUCCCACAGAUUAUUAGGAAUGGGUUAGACCAAAAAGCCAUUAAUGAGUAUUAUGUUUUGGUAGGUUUUUUCAAAGAUAGGUUGCUGCCAGUUUUGGGAUUUUAGAUUUUGUUGUUUUUUGUGUACCCAUAUUGGGAUGGAGUUGGCUCCAUUUUGAAAAGAAACAGUGUACACUGUUGUAUUUUAGUUCUUUCUAUAUUUCAUUUUAUUUGGCAUUA